GACCUAGACAGACAACCUAAUGGCCGGAGAACCUGAGGCCCUCUGAAGAAUCGUUGAGAUUCUGUUACCUGGUCGGAAACUCUAUGGUCCCGAGCGCAGGCCAGAGAGGCCACAUUGCUACUGGCUCCGCCCCCAGCUCCCCGGCUGCCCGCCUCGCAGUGCCGAACCCGGCGCCUCUUCAGUGGACGAAGCUCAGCCCCCGAAGAGCUUCUCAGAGAAAGCGUGCACACUCGUGUACUGAAUGGCCCUUUCAAACAUACGUCCCUUCAGUUCUUAUUUGGGAAUGAAUAGGAGUUUUCGUGUCAGCGUCUUGUAUGAGCAGGAAGAUUUGUGAGUGAAAGUUAUGCCAUUUCAUGAGGAGAUAAUAGACUAAUAUUUCCACUUCUCCCUCUGAUGGUGGAACCCCAGGGUGAAAAUGGCCGAUUUCAGCGUGUCUUUUUCAGCCUUCUGCUGUUGACCCUCGAAGCCCUUGGCAACUGGCAGGAGGUAGCAAAGGGACCAGUGGACCCUGUUGAGUGACAGAGAUUGGGCCUUUGGGCUCCGCGUGAUGUCUGUCAGCCCCAGACUGAACAGCUUCCUUGGCUGUUGUGGUAUUUGCUAUGUCUCCUGAAGUUCUGGGCGAAGCAGAGAAGACGACGGUGCACCAAAAGCUUAUGGGACACCAUGCUCUGGCCUCCAGGUGGUGGAGGGCUGCUCUCUGUUCUCAAGAGACUGGCUAAGCAAGUCUACUGGCUUGAAAAGACAUCUGCAGGACCUAGAGAAGUUAAUGACCAGCCACAGCGUCCCUGCUGUGAGCUGCAGCCACUUCCUUCCCAGGCUUCAGGAGCCACCCGCGGGCUGCUGUGGUGCUGGCUGAGGUAACAUGGCUUAUUGGCCUCAGCUGAGAUUGCUGCUGUGGAAGAACCUCACUUUCAGAAGAAGACAAACAUGUCAGCUGUUUCUGGAAGUGGCCUGGCCUCUAUUCAUUUUCCUGAUCCUGAUCUCUGUGCGGCUGAGCUACCCACCCUACGAACAACAUGAAUGCCACUUUCCAAACAAAGCCAUGCCCUCUGCAGGAACACUUCCUUGGGUUCAGGGGAUUAUCUGUAAUGCCAAUAACCCCUGUUUCCGUUAUCCAACUCCUGGUGAGGCUCCGGGAGUUGUUGGAAACUUUAACAAGUCCAUUGUAUCUCGCCUGUUCUCAGACGCUCGGCGGCUUCUCUUGUACAGCCACAGAGACACCAGCAUGAAGGACAUACGCAAAGUUUUGAAGACGUUAUACCAGAUCGAGCGUUCCAGCUCACGCUUGAAACUUCAGGACUUCCUGGUAGACAAUGAAACCUUCUCUGAAUUCCUGCAUCUCAACCUCUCUCUGCCAAGGCCAACUGUGGACAAGAUGCUGGGGGCUGAUGUCAGUCUCCGCAAGGUAUUUUUGCAAGGCUACCAGUUACAUUUGACCAAUCUCUGCAACGGAUCAAAAUUGGGAGAGGUGAUUCGACUUGGUGACCAAGAAGUCUCCAGGCUUUGCAGCCUGCCGAGGGAGAAAUUGAACAUGGCAGAGCAGGUGCUUCGUUCCAACCUGGAUAUCCUGAAGCCAAUCCUGACAAAACUAAACUCUACAUCUCUCUUCCCGAGUGAGGAGCUGGCUGAAGCCACAAAAGCUUUGCUGGAUAGUCUUGGGAAUCUGGCCCAAGAGCUAUUCAGCAUGAGGAGCUGGAGUGACAUGCGGCAGGAGGUGUUGUUUCUGACCAACAUGAACAACUCUGGCUCCUCCACCCAGAUCUACCAGGCUGUGUCCCGCAUCAUCUGCGGCCAUCCCGAGGGCGGGGGCCUGAAGAUCAAGUCCCUGAACUGGUACGAGGACAACAACUACAAAGCCCUCUUCGGGGGCAACGGCACGGAAGACGACGCCGGCACCUUCUACGACAACUCUUCAUCUCCUUAUUGCAAUGAUUUGAUGAAGAAUCUGGAGUCCAGUCCUCUUUCCCGCAUCAUAUGGAAAGCUCUCAAGCCCCUGCUUGUUGGAAAGAUCCUGUAUACACCUGACACUCCGGUCACAAGGCAGCUUAUGACUGAGGUGAAUAAGACCUUCCAGGAACUGGCUGUGUUUCAUGAUCUAGAAGGCAUGUGGCAAGAGCUCAGCCCCAAGAUCUGGACCUUUAUGGAGAGCAGCUCAGAAAUGGACCUUGUCCGGACACUGUUGGACAGCAGAGGCAAUGAUGACUUUUGGGAACAGCGAUUGGAAGGCUUAGACUGGAAGGCCAAAGAUAUCGUGGCAUUUCUGGCCAAACACCCAGAGGAUGUGCAGUCCACCAAUGGCUCCGUGUACACCUGGAGAGAAGCCUUCAAUGAGACCAACCAGGCAAUCCAGACCAUCUCUCGUUUCAUGGAGUGUGUCAACCUGAACAAGCUAGAACCAGUAGCGACAGAGGUUCUGCUCAUCAACAAGUCCAUGGAACUCUUGGAUGAGCGCAAGUUCUGGGCUGGCGUCGUGUUCACUGGAAUCGCUCCCGGCAGUGUCGAGUUACCACAUCAUGUCAAGUACAAGAUCCGGAUGGACAUCGACAAUGUGGAGAGGACGAAUAAGAUCAAGGACGGGUACUGGGACCCUGGUCCUCGGGCUGACCCCUUUGAAGAUAUGCGGUAUGUCUGGGGAGGCUUCGCUUACUUGCAGGAUGUGGUGGAGCAGGCAAUCAUCAGGGUGCUGACGGGCACAGAGAAGAAAACUGGCGUGUACAUGCAGCAGAUGCCUUACCCCUGUUAUGUUGAUGACAUCUUCCUGCGGGUCAUGAGCCGGUCCAUGCCUCUCUUCAUGACGCUGGCCUGGAUCUACUCAGUGGCUGUGAUCAUCAAGGGCAUUGUGUACGAGAAGGAGGCGCGGCUGAAGGAGACCAUGCGCAUCAUGGGCCUGGACAACGGUAUCCUCUGGUUCAGCUGGUUCAUCAGUAGCCUCAUCCCUCUGCUUGUGAGCGCCGGCCUACUGGUGGUCAUCCUGAAAUUAGGAAACCUGCUACCCUACAGCGACCCCAGCGUGGUGUUUGUCUUUCUGUGUGUGUUCGCCACGGUGACCAUCCUGCAGUGCUUCCUGAUUAGCACGCUCUUCUCCAGAGCCAACCUGGCGGCCGCCUGUGGGGGCAUCAUUUACUUCAUGCUAUACCUGCCGUAUGUCCUGUGCGUGGCGUGGCAAGACUACGUGGGCUUUACCCUCAAGAUCUUCAUGAGCCUGAUGUCUCCUGUGGCUUUUGGGUUCGGCUGUGAGUACUUCGCCCUUUUCGAGGAGCAGGGCAUUGGGGUACAGUGGGACAACCUCUUUGAGAGCCCCACAAAGGAGGAUGGCUUCAACCUCACCACCUCCGUCUCCAUGAUGUUGUUUGACACCUUCCUCUAUGGGGUGAUGACGUGGUACAUCGAGGCUGUGUUUCCAGGCCAGUAUGGAAUCCCCAGGCCCUGGUAUUUUCCUUGUACUAAGUCCUACUGGUUCGGCGAGGAAAGUGAUGAGAAGAGCCACCCUGGUUCCAACCAGAAGGGAGCAUCAGAAAUCUGCAUGGAGGAGGAACCCACCCAUCUGAAACUAGGUGUGUCCAUUCAGAACCUGAUGAAGGUUUACCGAGAUGGCAUGAAGGUGGCUGUUGAUGGCCUGGCCUUGAAUUUCUACGAGGGGCAGAUCACCUCCUUCCUGGGCCACAAUGGAGCUGGCAAGACCACCACCAUGUCCAUCCUGACUGGGUUGUUCCCUCCCACCUCGGGCACUGCCUACAUCCUAGGGAAAGACAUCCGCUCCGAGAUGAGCACCAUCCGGCAGAACCUGGGGGUCUGUCCCCAGCAUAAUGUGCUGUUCGACAUGCUGACUGUCGAGGAGCACAUUUGGUUCUACGCCCGCCUGAAAGGGCUCUCCGAGAAGCACGUGAAAGCUGAGAUGGAGCAGAUGGCCUUGGAUGUUGGUUUGCCGCCAAGCAAACUGAAAAGCAAAACAAGUCAGCUGUCAGGUGGAAUGCAGAGAAAGCUGUCUGUGGCCUUGGCCUUUGUUGGGGGAUCCAAGGUUGUCAUUCUGGAUGAGCCCACAGCUGGUGUGGACCCUUACUCCCGCAGGGGGAUAUGGGAGCUGCUGCUGAAAUACCGACAAGGCCGCACCAUCAUCCUUUCCACGCACCACAUGGAUGAGGCGGACAUCCUGGGGGACAGGAUCGCCAUCAUUUCCCACGGGAAGCUCUGCUGCGUGGGCUCCUCCCUGUUCCUAAAGAACCAGCUGGGGACAGGCUACUACCUGACCCUGGUCAAGAAGGACGUGGAGUCUUCCCUCAGCUCAUGCAGAAAUAGCAGUAGCACUGUGUCGUACCUGAAAAAGGUGGUGUCUGAGCUUCCCCAAGCUGGGCAGAGUGGAGGCACAGGAGGAGAGGUGCAGAGGCUGGUGGCGCUGACUCAAGAUGUCUCCGCGAUCUCCAACCUCAUCAGGAAGCACGUGGCCGAGGCCCGGCUGGUGGAAGACAUCGGGCAUGAGCUGACCUAUGUGCUGCCCUAUGAGGCAGCCAGAGAGGGAGCCUUUGUGGAACUCUUCCACGAAAUUGACGACCGGCUCUCAGACCUAGGCAUCUCCAGUUACGGCAUCUCAGAGACUACUCUGGAAGAAAUAUUUCUCAAAGUGGCUGAAGAGAGUGGAGUGGAUGCCGAGACCUCAGAUGGCACCUUACCAGCAAGACGAAACAGACGAGUCUUUGGGGACAAGCAGAGCUGUCUUCGCCCUUUUACUGAAGACGAUGCUAUGGAUCCAAAUGAUUCCGACAUAGAUCCAGAAUCCAGAGAAACAGACCUGCUCAGUGGGAUGGACGGUAAAGGUUCCUACCAGGUGAAGGGCUGGAAGCUCACACAGCAGCAGUUUGUGGCCCUUUUGUGGAAGAGACUGCUGAUUGCCAGACGGAGUCGGAAGGGAUUCUUUGCUCAGAUUGUCCUGCCAGCUGUGUUUGUCUGCAUCGCCCUGGUGUUCAGCUUGAUUGUGCCGCCCUUUGGCAAGUACCCCAGCCUGGAACUUCAGCCCUGGAUGUACAAUGAACAGUACACGUUUGUCAGUAAUGAUGCACCUGAGGAUGUGAGCACCCAGGAGCUCUUAAAUGCUCUCACCGGAACGCCUGGCUUUGGGACCCGAUGUAUGGAAGGAAACCCGAUCCCAGAAAGGCCCUGCUUGGUGGGAGAGGAGAAGUGGGCCACCGCCCCAGUCCCCCAGACCAUCACGGACCUCUUCCGAAAUGGAAACUGGACGAUGGAGAACCCCUCGCCCACCUGCCAGUGCAGCAGCGACAAAAUCAAGAAGAUGCUGCCUGUGUGCCCCCUGGGGGCAGGGGGGCUGCCUCCUCCUCAAAGAAAACAGAAUACUGCCGACAUCCUUCAGAACCUCACAGGAAGAAACAUUUCGGAUUAUCUGGUGAAGACAUACGUGCAGAUCAUAGCCAAAAGCUUAAAGAACAAGAUCUGGGUGAAUGAGUUUAGGUACGGUGGAUUUUCCCUGGGUGCCAGUAAUUCUCAGUCACUUCCUCCGAGUGAGGAAGUUAAUGAUGCCAUCAAGCAAAUGAAGAAACACUUGAAGGUGGUCAAGGACAGUUCUGCAGACCGAUUUCUCAGCAGCUUGGGAAGGUUCAUGACAGGACUGGACACGAAAAAUAACGUCAAGGUGUGGUUCAACAACAAGGGCUGGCACGCCAUUAGCUCUUUCUUGAAUGUCAUCAACAAUGCCAUUCUCCGGGCCAAUCUGCAGAAGGGAGCAAACCCCAGCCAGUAUGGGAUUACUGCUUUCAAUCACCCACUGAACCUCACCAAGCAGCAGCUCUCAGAAGUGGCUCUGAUGACCACAUCAGUGGACGUCCUUGUGUCUAUCUGUGUCAUCUUUGCGAUGUCCUUCGUCCCGGCCAGCUUUGUCGUGUUCCUGAUCCAGGAGCGCGUCAGCAAAGCAAAGCACCUGCAGUUCAUCAGUGGAGUGAAGCCUGUCAUCUACUGGCUCUCCAAUUUUGUCUGGGACAUGUGCAACUACGUGGUUCCUGCCACGCUGGUCAUUAUCAUCUUCAUAUGCUUCCAGCAGAAGUCCUAUGUGUCCUCUACCAACCUGCCUGUGCUUGCUCUUCUGCUUCUGCUGUAUGGGUGGUCCAUCACGCCUCUCAUGUACCCAGCCUCCUUCGUGUUCAAGAUCCCCAGCACGGCCUACGUGGUCCUCACCAGCGUGAACCUCUUCAUCGGCAUCAAUGGCAGUGUGGCCACGUUUGUGCUGGAGCUCUUCACCAACAAUAAGCUGAAUAACAUCAAUGAUAUCCUGAAGUCAGUGUUCUUGAUCUUCCCACAUUUUUGCCUGGGACGGGGGCUCAUUGACAUGGUGAAAAACCAGGCGAUGGCUGAUGCCUUGGAAAGGUUUGGGGAGAAUCGCUUUGUCUCACCACUGUCUUGGGACUUAGUGGGACGAAAUCUCUUUGCCAUGGCCGUGGAAGGGGUGGUGUUCUUCCUCAUCACUGUGCUGAUCCAGUACCGAUUCUUCAUCAGGCCCAGACCUGUAAAGGCAAAGCUUCCUCCUCUGAAUGAUGAGGAUGAAGAUGUGAGGCGGGAAAGACAGAGAAUUCUUGAUGGUGGAGGACAGAAUGACAUCUUGGAAAUCAAAGAGUUGACUAAGGUAUACAGAAGAAAGAGGAAACCUGCUGUUGACAGGAUUUGCGUUGGCAUUCCUCCCGGUGAGUGCUUUGGACUUCUGGGUGUUAAUGGAGCUGGGAAAUCAUCAACUUUUAAGAUGUUAACGGGAGAUACCACUGUUACCAAGGGAGAUGCUUUCCUUAAUAAAAAUAGUAUCUUAUCAGACAUCCAUGAAGUGCAUCAGAACAUGGGCUAUUGCCCUCAGUUUGAUGCCAUUACAGAGCUGCUGACUGGAAGAGAACAUGUGGAAUUCUUUGCCCUUUUGAGAGGAGUCCCGGAGAAAGAAGUAGGCAAGGUUGGCGAGUGGGCGAUUCGGAAACUGGGCCUUGUGAAGUAUGGAGAAAAAUAUGCUGGGAACUACAGUGGAGGCAAUAAACGCAAGCUCUCAACAGCCAUGGCUUUGAUUGGUGGGCCUCCAGUGGUGUUUCUGGAUGAACCAACCACAGGCAUGGACCCCAAAGCCCGGCGCUUCCUGUGGAAUUGUGCCCUAAGUAUCAUCAAGGAAGGGCGAUCAGUAGUGCUCACCUCUCACAGUAUGGAAGAAUGUGAAGCUCUUUGCACUAGGAUGGCAAUUAUGGUCAAUGGGCGGUUCAGGUGUCUUGGCAGUGUUCAACAUCUGAAAAAUAGGUUUGGAGAUGGUUAUACAAUAGUCGUACGAAUAGCAGGGUCGAACCCUGACCUGAAGCCUGUACAGGAGUUCUUUGAACUCGCCUUUCCAGGAAGCGUCUUGAAGGAGAAGCACCGGAACAUGUUGCAGUACCAGCUUCCGUCUUCACUGUCUUCCCUGGCCAGGAUUUUCAGCAUCCUUUCCCAGAGCAAAAAGCGACUCCACAUAGAAGACUACUCUGUCUCUCAGACAACACUUGACCAAGUAUUUGUAAACUUUGCCAAGGACCAAAGUGAUGAUGACCACUUAAAGGACCUGUCAUUACACAAAAACCAGACGGUAGUGGAUGUUGCAGUCCUCACAUCUUUCCUGCAGGAUGAGAAAGUCAAAGAAAGUUAUGUAUGAAGAAUCUUGUCCAUAUAGGGUGACUGGAAGAAAGGAGGAACUAGACCUUCCUUUGCACCAUGUAAAGUGUUCCAAAGGAAAGGGCUAGAAGAUUUUGUGGGAAGAAGUAAACUGGAUACUGUACUGAUACUAUUCAAUGCAAUGCAAUUCAAUGCAAUGAAAACAAAAUUCCAUUACAAGGGCAGUGCCUUUGUAGCCUAUGUCUCAUAUGGCUCUCAAGUGAAAAAGACUUGAAUUUAGUUUAUUACCUUAUACUCAUGUGAAACUCUAGUAUGGAACCCAGUGGACAUAUGAGUUUGACAUACUUUUUUUUUGUUCCUUUGUAUUCUUACUGGGGUUGCAACAACAAUUCAUCAAGUAAUCAUGGCCAGUGAUUAUUUUUCAAAAUCAAAAGGCAUGCAUAUGCUCGUUCAUUACGCCGUGCCAUGCCAAGAGACUGGCUUCCCGGUGACAUAGCCGCUGCUGGCAAUGAGUGUGCCAGAAUUACUAGUGCCAAGUUUCUCAGAAAGCCUGAAGCACCAUGGUAUGCCUUGCACACUUUGUGAUGUAUCAGUUAAUGAAAUGGUGCCACAUGUGGGGAAAGUCCUGCUUUGAUUCCCUCUUUGAGCUGCUCUGGUGAUGGUGACAUGCAAACUGCACGGUGACAUGCAAAAGCAAAACUUGGUUUCAUUGUUGUCCCUUGCUUGGAACCAUGAGUCUCCAAGAUUAUCUUUCUGGGACUCUUAAGUGUACUUAGAUCCGGGUAAGAAGCAAAGAAUCAGCAACCACACUGUUGGGGCUGCAAGCUGGGAGGCCAUGGCAUGUGAUGAAAGAGAUGAUGUACUUGGAAUCAAGGGAGGUCUGUGUCCAUUUGUCCUGCUUGUCUACUAACACGGUACAGUGCAUCUCAAGAUCUUGUUGUUUGACACAAACAUAGUAUUAUUUCUGGCUUUUUGAAUUAAUCUAGAAUAUGAAAAGAUGGAGUUGUAUUUUGAGAACAAUCUUUGUACUUUUAAUGUUAUUUGGAAUUGUAAGUUCUAUUAGUGACUUCUGAAAACUUAGAGUGGUCUCUUUGUAGAACCCUGUGGCACAGAGGAGUAUGGCCACACUGGCUCGCUAGCUUUAAUUUUUCACGUAUGUUUGCAAGUGGAUUAUCUGACUAAUGCCUAGUGACUUGAAAACAGUAUGAUGGCCAAGAUCUCAUGACGACAUUAUAUUUAAGUAUCUUUAAGAUCGUUAAGCAUACUUUUAGUAUCAGCGCAUUAGUCAAGUAUUCUUUGAGUGUAAUUUAUAACUGAGUGAGUAUGGAUGGAUGGCGUGGGGAGAAAUUAAGUUUCAGUAGAUUUCCUGUGCCAUGUUCAUCAGAUAACUGGUUUACAAAUACAGGUUUUGUUGUGGUUGUGGGAACCCACUGAAAGAAUAUUGGGCAGCCCACUUUUUAAAAAUAGCAACAAUGCAAAAGGCAAGAAAGUUUAUGUCGAAGGGUCACACGAUUAGUUUCAAAAUUUGUUGAAUAACAUAAAACUUGUGCUUAUGGCAUUUAGUACCUUUGAAUAUUGGCUUUGAAAAUCUCAGAUACCCCAUUCUGACAAUCUCAAAUUUUUUAUCUCUUCAGUCACUAUCAUGGGAAAAAAACAGCAAAUGCCCCCACAUGAAAAAUUAUUUCAGACUUUUCCAAGUCAGUUUAAUUGAUUUUAGUCAGUAAACACUUGUUAAAGAUAAUGUUAUCUGUCUUGAGACAACAAAAUUAUGAGAGAAAUACUGUUUGAAGUUAAAGUGAUCUUUUAGUAUCAUUACUAAUGUCUCUUCCUUUUAAAAAAUUAGGUAUUAAUUCUAAAAGUACAAGAUUUCAGAUCUAUUCCAAAUAUACAUUUUUUUCUUUUAAAAUUUACUGCAUGUUAUCAUGCAACUUGUUGCUUGGAGAAAGAAAAUGACCUUUAGAGAUUAUUGCCAAUAUUUUCUAAAAUGAUAAACGAAUAAUAAAGACAAUUUCCCAAUAAUUAUUGGCCUAAACUCAUAUUUUAUGCUAUCUUCAAUGAUAUAAAAUUCAUGGAAUGAUGUUUCUCCUUGUUUAGUAUUUUCCAAAAUCAAGCUUCUGCUAGAUUCCCCAUUUCAGCAGAAUCAUGUCCUAAAUCUGUAUUGUAUUAAAACCAUGAGCAGCUCCUUUUUUUUGAUUAUUCUACUUCAAGGCCGUAUUUAAAAAAAUCAAAGGAUACUGUGAACUACUUUGAAAAAUGCAACAUUUCAGUAUAGAUUUAAAGGCUAUCUUAAGCUGGAAACAAUCUACAGCUACUCAUCUACUGCAUUAGUACGGUUAUUAGAUAUCCAAAUUGCAGUCUUUAAAAUUUUUCUGGGUAAGCCUAAUUAUACUAGAGAUUUUUACCAACUCUCUUCUCAAUCAAGUAAAAUUUCUAUAUCAUCCCUGUGGAAAUGUAACCAUGUGAGUUUAACAAAAAAAAAUUUUUUUUAAGUGUUCAGAGAUUUCUGCUUCUUCUUUUGGAUACCUGAAGCCUUAUUAACUGUGAAUAUGAAAAAAUACAAAAGAAAACAAUAACAAAGCCCUCUAUACACAAAUACCCAGCAUAGGUCAUUGUUUAAAAACCAAUAACCAAACCUCAAACUACUGUAUUUCAAUACCUGUAAUGAAGGCAUAUGCAUUGUGACUAUUAAAUGUUGCACAGCAUUCACUGUAUAGUAAUCAUUGACUAAAGGGAUCUGUUUUCUUCUUGUGGUUGUAUAUAUCAGGUAAAAUUUUUUUCCAAAGAGCCAUGUGUCAUAUUAUAUUGAACCACUUUGACACUGAGAUAUUAAUUUCUACUCUUGUUACCAUUUACUAGUAAUAUAGUAUUAUAGAAAUAUUGUUCUAAUCCUCCUCAGAAUUGUUGCAUCCCUUUUUAUAGAAUGUUUAUACUUCUGUAAGUUUUAAGAAUUCUGUUCUCCCUUCUUAUACCCUAGGAUGAAACCAUGUUUUUGUGCUUUGUCUUUAUCAUUGACCCUUCAUUCCAAGCACUUUAUGCUGUCUGUGAUGGGAUCUAUUUUUGCACUGGAAUAUCUGAGAAUUGCAAAACUAGACAAAAGUUUCACAAUAGAUUUCUAAGUUAAAUCAUUUUCAUUAAAAGAAAAAAAAGAAAAAAAAUUUUUGUAUUGUCAAUAACUUUAUAGAAAGUAUUAAAAAAGGCAUAUUUCUAUGUUGUUAUAAGUCACGAAAUAAACCUGUGAUGGUUC
Messenger RNA from Dama dama (fallow deer), 10858 nucleotides. It is a transcript of the gene ABCA1, whose product is annotated as ATP binding cassette subfamily A member 1. The record is from RefSeq and is a predicted model, not a curated record. NCBI's taxonomy places the organism in Eukaryota, Metazoa, Chordata, Mammalia, Artiodactyla, Cervidae. Gene Ontology annotation, biological process: lipid transport; transmembrane transport. Gene Ontology annotation, molecular function: ATP hydrolysis activity; lipid carrier activity; ATP binding. Gene Ontology annotation, cellular component: membrane; intracellular membrane-bounded organelle. The transcript has 51 exons. Bases 863 to 7654 code for a protein of 2263 amino acids.